AUGAUUUCAUUUUCCAGACGCUUGCAUGUCUUUGACGUGAAGCUGCCGGAACUGGACACGAUUCCUUUGUGCAUGGAACAAUGGUCUCAUCCUCUGGGAGGCCGGUAUUAUUCAGCAGCGUCCAUGAUUUUCAUCUACAUCAUCCCGAUAACGACCGUGUCCCUGGCUUACAAGAAGAUUUGCGUCAAGCUUCGAAACCGACUGGGAACGAAAAUCAUGAACAAGACGUCGUCAACUCGAAAAGCACAGAUGGAAGAUCAGAAAAUUUCGCGCACCAACAAACUCCUGGCGUCGAUGGCGUUGGCAUUUUGCAUCAGCUGGCUGCCACUCAACGUCGUCAACAUUCUGGACGACUUCGACGUGAUCAAAUACCCGAAUCGAGCCACCAAGUUCACCAUCUUCGCUCUUUGCCACAUGACCGGCAUGAUAUCAGCGUGUAUCAAUCCGAUCCUCUACGGAUACCUCAACGAGAAUUUCCGCAAAGAGUUCCACGAAAUGUACGUUUCGUGCCGUGGUUCCUCGAUGCCGAGACGAGACAAGAGCAUGGACAGCAAACGCAGCACUUGGAUGCGAGAGACCACCAACAACAUGGAAAAGGACGGUAACGAAGAAUCAUGGAAUUCGACUCAAAGUGUCAUGAGUCGAAGAGUGGCGUUCUCAGUAGCAAAAUACGUGCUAUGCAGAAAUACAAUGAGAGUUAGUGAAAUCAUUUUUUUUUUACUCCAACAGCAGAUGGAAGAUCAGAAAAUUUCGCGCACCAACAAACUCCUGGCGUCGAUGGCGUUGGCAUUUUGCAUCAGCUGGCUGCCACUCAACGUCGUCAACAUUCUGGACGACUUCGACGUGAUCAAAUACCCGAAUCGAGCCACCAAGUUCACCAUCUUCGCUCUUUGCCACAUGACCGGCAUGAUAUCAGCGUGUAUCAAUCCGAUCCUCUACGGAUACCUCAACGAGAAUUUCCGCAAAGAGUUCCACGAAAUGUACGUUUCGUGCCGUGGUUCCUCGAUGCCGAGACGAGACAAGAGCAUGGACAGCAAACGCAGCACUUGGAUGCGAGAGACCACCAACAACAUGGAAAAGGACGGUAACGAAGAAUCAUGGUGA
Notodromas monacha is the source of this 1104-nucleotide messenger RNA. Lineage: Eukaryota; Metazoa; Arthropoda; Ostracoda; Podocopida; Cyprididae. The record is from the annotation of a GenBank genome assembly.